AUGUCAACAACAUCAUCUCUUUUGCUUCUUGAUGAUGAGCGAAAAGCUCAAUUGGAUGUAUUAAAUAAAAUUGAUGAGUCUGCUGCUGUUGAUAUCUGUCAUGCUGCUUUGGGUUAUUUAUCAACAGGAUUGAAUGCAAAAUCAAUCACUAAUGCAGCAAAUCAUCUUGAAUUAGAUGUUGAAAUUAUUUCAACUGAUGCGCUUGAUGAAUCAUUAAAAUUACUUGGUUAUAGUAAUCAAAUUCGACAAAGUUUUAUUGAAUGUUAUCAAUCAAAAGCUCAUCAAUUACAAACAACACUUGCUACUGAUCUUGCUCUUUCAUUACCACAGUAUAAAAAUCUGUAUUGGCGCUUUGAUGUACAAAUUGCUACAAGAAGUAUGCGUAGCCGAAAACAAUUUGAUCCUUUUUUUGUUCUUAAAUUAACAUUAAUUAAUGGUAAAAAUGGUGAAGAAAAGGUUCAUAUACUUCAAGUUGAUCCAUUAACACUUGUACACAUAGUUGAACAACUUGAAUUAGCAAUGAAUGAAUUAAGAAAUAAUCAUGCUCGAAGAAUUAUGCAUACAUUUCGAUGA
Messenger RNA from Rotaria sp. Silwood1, 573 nucleotides. The record is from the annotation of a GenBank genome assembly. Lineage: Eukaryota; Metazoa; Rotifera; Eurotatoria; Philodinida; Philodinidae.